This is a messenger RNA of Leptonychotes weddellii (Weddell seal), 1187 nucleotides long. The record is from RefSeq and is a predicted model, not a curated record. NCBI's taxonomy places the organism in Eukaryota, Metazoa, Chordata, Mammalia, Carnivora, Phocidae.
GCUGGACACAGCCGGGGUAGCAGAAGGCCGGCAGCAUGUCCUCUAAACUUCAAUCCACAGGCCCCAAAGCCAAGGACCACCAGCCCUCAGCCCAAGAGAGUCUGCCAGCCCCAAAGGCCAAUGCUGAAGCCAUCCACUUCCUCAGCAACCUCAAGCAGGAGGAGCUGCAGAUGCUGCUAUUCUCCGAGACUCUGGCCAUGGUCUCGGACACGGGGGAGCCUCAGGGAGAGCUGAUCAUUGAGGUGCAAACAGGGAAAUACACAGACGAAUCUGGUGUGAGGUCGCACUGCCUCCUCGUGCACGCCUUUAGCCGCGGCUUCAUGGACAAAAUGCUCUGCGGAAACUCCCUCCUGGGCUACCUCUCAUGGAACCUGCAUAUCAUGGAGCAACAUAGUCAGGAGUUCAUCAAGUUCAGAGUCCUCCCCAUGGAGCGGAAGAUGAGUUUGGUGAAGCAGGACGACCAGCUGGCCAUGACCAGAAGGGUCAAGGAGGGUGAGGAAGUCAAGACCGAAGUGACUUUUGUCCCGGGGAGCUCAACCAUGGGCUUCAUCUCCGAGGCUGCCAACCUGGUGUUGCUGAGGGUGAUGGCCUGGCGCCAGACCGUGCCUAGCAGCGCCCGUUUCCUGGCCUUGGACACGGAGGGCAAAUUCUGCUACUCUACUUACCAAGAUCUGGGCUUCCAGAAGAUCCAGGUCGGCCGCCAGCAGGUGGAAGUGUUCAUCGUGGAGCAGACUGUCCACUCAGUUAAAGGCAUCCCCAAUUCCUGCCAGUUCUACCUGCUCUCGGAUGGGCACCUGGCCAAGAGAAUCCAGGUGGGUUCCCCGGGGUACUGCACGAUCACCCAGAUGCCUGUCUUGAGGGAGAAGGAUGAGACUGAGCCUAGCCCCGCAUUUGAGAAGAAGCCUCUGGUGUGGGAGGAGGAUAUGGAACUCUACUCGAGGUUCCUGGACCGGAAGGAGGAGCUCCGUCUCAGCCACACCAGCUAUCUGCGGCAGCACCCCGAGGCCCAGGCGCUCAUCUCGGACUUCCUGCUCUUCCUGUUGCUGCGCCAGCCGCCAGACGUGGUCACCUUCGCCGCCGAGUACUUCGGCCCCUUCGCGAAGCGCCACCCCCCGACCCCCGCCUUGCGCUCCUCCCACCGGCCCAGCCCCUUCCGCUCGCUGGACCCCCAGCGGCCGCCGCACUAG